Pseudocercospora fijiensis CIRAD86 is the source of this 861-nucleotide messenger RNA. RefSeq lists its product as uncharacterized. The record is from RefSeq and is a predicted model, not a curated record. The coding region runs from base 1 to 861 and encodes 286 amino acids. Gene Ontology annotation, cellular component: nucleus. The transcript has a single exon. Lineage: Eukaryota; Fungi; Ascomycota; Dothideomycetes; Mycosphaerellales; Mycosphaerellaceae.
AUGUUCAAAGAGGAUGCUGAAGAUGCAGACUUCCUCGCAGAAGAUGGCGAUGACACUUUGGGCGCACCGGAAGACGUCCCGAUUGAAUUCACGAGAUAUGCCUCCAUGAAGCCAAAAGAGCUGUUCGAGUUUGCGGUGGAGUGGAUGGUGCAGAAGAAGAUCAACCCAGCAUUCCAAAAAGACGACCCUCUGUACAAGCUCACAUUUAAGAAGUUGGAUGACGAGGUUCGUGGUCUCGCUGCAUCCAAGUUCACGUCCUCGGCAUGGACGGCAGUCUUCACGACUGCGCUGAAUGCGCGACCCGAGAUGCGCUUCGAUAUGAUUGAUCGAGCUUCAGCUGAGCAUUGGAUGAGGGACAAGUGUGAUGCCUGCAACCGGACGAACCAUCCAGCGACGUAUGAGAUCCAGUUCAUUGGCAAGCCAUACCAUCGAGACACUCUUGAGGAUAUUGACAACGGCGAGGACGACGAGUCUGAUUCUGACUCUGACACAUCUCAAUUCGGGGGAGAAGGCCGUCAGGACUGCGACGGGAACGGCGUCCAGGUCGCUUCGACGGACACUAUCUUCUACGUAGGCAAAUUCUGCUGCGCCAAUGCUCGUACCGCACAUCAGCUUCAGCACUGGAGAUUUCAUCUGAACGCGUACGUGGAGGUGUGGCUAGAGCGUCAAGGGUAUGGUAGAGCGGAGGAGUUGUCCAGGCGUGACAAGUGGAGCACUAGGAAGAAGCGCAAAUACGCCAACAAGAUUCUGGACCGCAUGAAGCUUGAAGGCGAAGUGAAGGUGCUUUGGAACAGAUUCCGCGAGUCUAUCGAGGAAGCCAGGAAUUCAAAGCAAGGCAGAUUCGAGGCCCUCACUCCUUAG